This is a messenger RNA of Triplophysa rosa, 1520 nucleotides long. RefSeq lists its product as uncharacterized. The coding region runs from base 15 to 1139 and encodes 374 amino acids. The record is from RefSeq and is a predicted model, not a curated record. The transcript is spliced from 3 exons. Lineage: Eukaryota; Metazoa; Chordata; Actinopteri; Cypriniformes; Nemacheilidae.
UUGUGGUUUCUGAAAUGUUGAAGAUAUGUGACUGUCCCAGUAAACAAAGUUCAACAGCCAUUGCCAAGAAGAUGGUGGCAAAAUACCCAACAUCGUUGCAGGAUGUUAUCGAAGGUGAUAUAGUUGGUACAGGGUAUCAUUCGCUGGUGAAACAGUUUCAGAAUCGUGUAGAAAAUGUAAAAAGAUCCUAUGUGCCAAAAGUCAAGAAACGCAGCAGAACCGAAGACUCUGACACAGAUGAGAUUCCUGCUGAAAAAAAGGCAGCCGUUCAAGACACUUACGGAUGUGUGAGUUGGGAAUUGAAAUUUUUGCCGCUCAAUGAGACUGAAGAGAGCCAGUUGGAUAAACGACAACAAAUGAAGAUGAUAUCUAAAACAUCAACUGUUGACCCAGAAGUAGUUGGCACCCUUUUAAAAGCAACAUACUACACACAACGCCAAGACAUAAACAAGGGUACAAGCAUGCAACAGCUUUGUGAGAACUGGCCUUUUUUAUUCCAAGAGUUUGGUAUGUGUGCACACUUCAAGCAGCUAACUGGAAUUGAUCUGAAGGAGAUGUUCCUCAACAGCUUGGAUAAAAAGGGACAGCGGCUCCUAAACUUUCUUAAAACUGUUGGUGGAGACAGGAAGAAGCAAGUACUGCAAGCUGCUGCAAAGCUUGAAGUUAUGAGGGGUCAAAUUGAGGGCUGUUCUGAAGAUUUCAAAGACAUGGUGCUGCUCCUGCUUGCCUACUUCGAUGAUAAGGAGGAGAUGAUGUUUCAUUAUGUGGAAGAGUGUUGCUCUGUCGAAGAUGUAGAGCUAGACAAGUUACCAGCAACACCCUGCAUCAUUGUCUGUGGCUCUUCGUGCUACACAUCAAAGCUGUUGAUGUUGAGCAUCGACCAACGGAUUACAACUGCACACAUUUCUACAUUCAUCUCAGCAAUCUGCAUAAUGUUUGGCAGUUACUACUGCUUUAACAUUCAUUAUCCUUUGGAGCUGGGUUCUACUCUGGAGUUCCUGCAAAGGUGCUUCUUUGGCAUAAACCCAGAGAAGGGCACCAAAGUUGAAUGGAGGAAAAACAAAGAACAGCUUCCAGUGAAUCCCAGAGUUCUUACACUCAUAGCAGACCUUGCGGACUAUGAAUGGAGAGCAGAUUAAGGUUGGAAAAAACCUUUUUUGACAGUUGGAUGCCUAAAGAUUACAUUGAUACUGACAAUGUUUUACUACCUUAACCUGGUAGGACUUUGGCCUUUUUCAUUUUUGAUGUUUACAGUAUUUCAGUUCACUUCAAGUUGUGCAGAUUUGUUUUUUCAGUACAAUGCUAAUAGUCACUGGCUUGAUGCUCAAACUUUGUGUUGAAUAUAAUUUAAGUGUUGAUUCAUUUUAUGAAUCUAUUUUAAGGCUUGAAUACGUUUCUGUACUUUUAGUUUAUAUGGUACUUCACCUGUAGUAAUUUAAGCAGCCAACAAACUAUUGCAUGUGUGCCUAUAAUAAAAACAGAAAGUUCUUUAUGCUGUAAAAAAGUUAAAAUUGGAAUGC